CACAGUAGUUCAUUGGGCAUCAACCUAUGAUGACAUAUCAGGCCCGCCGCCAUGUCAUAAUGGUCGGAUGAACUAUCACAGGUGAGUUUGUAAGAAAUAAAUUAUUGCUAUGUUGCUGUUUUCAGGAGAAGACCUCAAAGCCCAUGUGUCAGAUACCCUCGCAACCAGAGAAGCAAACUCGUCCACUGAAAGGGAAGCCUCCUCAGAUCAUGAUAGAAACAAAGCCGUCAGUGAGCAGCAGAUUGCCUGCCAUGACAAAGCUUCCGUUCCUACCUGGGGUCGCCUUUAAAUUUUAUAGAGCCACCCUGGGUAAAAAGUUGUAUCAGCCUACAUCUGAUUUCAACCUCAGUGACCCAAACUGUCACAUUAUGAGGCCGACGUACAACAGUUUGCAUGACCCAAACCUCAAUAAAUACUACCAUCAGAAGGAAAUGCAUGAGAAGUUAAAGAAGCGAAACUUCAUCACUAAAGAGGACAAUGUUGUAUGCUCAUUAAAGGAGUAUAACACAUACAAACAUUACCUGGAUAUGGUCAAGACUGACCAUCAUAAAACUUACAGCAAAAAGUUGAAGGAACAGAUACUGAGAAUGGUUCAGUUGCAAGAGGAAGGCCAUAUACCUAAGGAUGUUACCCUGGAAGAUAUGAUAGAGUACUUACUGAAUAAAGGAGCACAGAACCUGAAGCAUCUGCAGUCAACCAUUGGUUCCAGGGACAGGGGACAGAAAUAUGGCCUGCAAACUGCGUUGUAUGACCAAGAGAGAGAGUUUAAAGAGGAUUGGGUUUCUAUGGAGCGAUCCAGGCUGAAACUCAUUGAAAAGGAUGUGAGGCACGAUGUGAACAAGGCCAAGUAUAUGAAAGAGGCCAAAGAAAAUCGCAUCAGAAAGAAAAUGUGCAUUAUGGAACAAAAACAGGCUAUUCGGUUGAGGAUAAUGGAAGAGGAAUUGAAAAACCUCCAGGAGUUUGAGAGGUUGAGAGAGGCCUCUAUCAAACCAAAUAAGCUGCUGGAAGAAAUAUUUGAAAAACCAGCAUCUGCUCAGCCUGCUCUCAAACCUGCUCACUCCAAAACUGUAAAGAAAACAGUUUCUCUGUCAGGGAAAUCUAAGGAAAAGCCAGCCAUGCUACAGAGGAGACCAGGCCUUGCACCACUCCAGAGGAGACCAUGCCUGGAUGGUCUGGCACCGCUGAAGGGUUUCCAAGAACCUGUUUUGAGGAUCUUCAAAGCCAUCGAGGGACAAAGCAUCCCAGACAGAGCUCAGCUGAAAUCUGUCAUCCUCGACCACUUGGGCUCCAAGCUUGUCAGGAAGCAGCUGGCGGAGUCAAUCAGGGAUGAGGUCAAACUAACAAUUCCAGGGUCUACACCAGCGACACAAAGGGCUCUGAGUGCCAGAAUCGCUUACGAUGUGUUGAAGUGCGUCUCUCGAGCGGCCAAUCCUAGCAAUGAACCUUCCUGCAGACUCCGUGGGGGAAACACAAUCAAACUCAAUGCUCAAGCAGAUGAUCCAGAACCAGAGGAGUGGAUGGCCAACGGAGAAGACAUAAACACCUAUGUGACAACGUUGAUCACUGACGUUCUGGAGGAAGUCCAGGAGCAGGUUAUCGUAAUGAUCCGAGAAGACUCCCCUACCCAAUUCAGAGUUGUCUCUGCAAAGGCCAGCCAAACAGCCAUUGAUGUGGUAAGCAAUGUUUUGGAAGACAUUAGACACUUAUUAAAUGAGGAAAACAUUGAAGAGCUUGCACUAGACUGUGAUGCUGAAGAAGGCACCUCAAGCAUAUCAAACAGUCAGCCACCUGCAUUAAAAAAGGCAGACCCCGAGAACCGCCCAGAUUCCUGUUCAAAACUAGAAGGUGUCGCCUGUGACCUUAUUAGUACUGCAUAUGACAGCCUCCUAUUUGAGCUGGCUUUUCCUGAGCUUCAGGUUGAAAGAGAUGAACAACCAAGCAACUCAAGGGCUAUCAGAAGUGACAUACAAAUCUCUUUUGAAGAAAAAGCUCCUUCCCUGACUCUGGAAAUACUUCCCUCAGAGCCAGUGAACUCAUCUUUAUCCAACUCUCCCAGUUAUGGAAUGAUGUUUUCAUCUGACACUUCAGAGGUUGCAGAAAACAGUAAGACAAGCAGCUCAGUGGCCUCCGCAGCUGCAUUAACCUCGCCCCAGGAGACGGAUACCACAACCACUGUAGAAUGCAAAGAAGAAAGAGUAGAGAAUGGUAACACCAGUGAAACAGACAACACCCUUCCUGUCCCCUCAGUCAGUACUGAAGAAGUUGUUUCAAAGCCUACUCUCUUGCACAAGGUGAAGAAAGAAAAUGCAGCCACCAGAAGCGCUUCUCUUCCCAACCUGUAUGGACUUGUUGUGGAUGCAGUUAUGGACCACUUCAGCACAGAACCCUUCAAAGACAGUCUGGCCCAAUCAGUGAAGAAUGAGGUGAGACGCACCCUUUCUAUGCCUGACUGUGGAUUGUUGAACACUCAAAUGGAUAAUUACUUUGAGAGGAAAAUGCUAGAGGAUAUGCUGAAGGAAGUAUCCCGACAGUGCGGAGAAACAAGCUCUAGCACCAUGGCGGAAGAGGCUACAGAUGAAGAAGAGAUCUACAGACUAGAAUCUGCUGCAGCACAACUGAUACAGAAAGUUUUCCAGGAGGUCAAGACACAUUUUGUUGUCAAGAUCAAGAAGGGUUCUCCCAAGAGAUGUCUAUCCCCAAAAGUAAGCCGAACAGCCAUCAAUGCUGUGAGCAGUCUUCUGGGUGACAUGGAGACAACUGUGAUGGCCAGUGUUCCAUGUUCUUGUACUACUUCCAGAGCAGAUAUGGAAGGAAUGCUCUCUGAGGCAACAGGCGAGCACCCAGCGAAAUCAAUGGCCUCUGCAAAAGUUGAGUUGAUCGCUGAUGAUUUAGUGGAAGAUGCCAUCGAUAUGUGCAGUGAAAUGAUUUUAGACGACCAGCCACUAGCUCUACUACAUGACGAUCCUGAAGAAGGUCCAUCACAUGUUGUUGUUCCUGGACCAAUUCAGAGCAGCCUGUCUGGAUGUGAUGAAUGCCACACAAAAUCACAGGUCCCUGCAGUAAAGAUUGAAGACCAUGAGGUAAAGCCAAUUUUGAUUCAAGACACAGCGCUCAUAUCUCCAGGUGAGAAGAAUACGGAUGAAAAAAGAGUCAUUAGAGUAAGUUAUGUCUUUGACUCAUCCCCUAGAAGGAAAGCUCACAAGGCCACCAGAAGCACCUCUUUCCCUAACCUCUAUGUCACCCUUGUGGAUGGAGUUCUGGACCAAAUUAGCACAGAACCUUUCAAAGAAAUACUGGCCCAAUCUGUGAGGAAUGAGGUAAGACGUUCUGUCUCUUUGCCUCAAUUUGGAUUGGUGAACCUCAAAAGCGAGGACUGCGCGGAGAAAGAAAUGAUUGAGGAUAUGUUGAAAAGUGUAUCCAGAAAACUCAGUAAAGACCAGGCCUGUCAGCUGACCGGGAAAGCCAGUGAGACCAUGAAUGCCAAUGUAGAUGCCAUUUCACUUACCCCCAAACUACAGUCUACUGCCAAAGACCUAAUCAUCAAAGUCCUGGAGCAGGUCAAGACUAUAAUAAUCAAUAUGAUUAGACAAGAUUCUCCCAACAGGGCGAUUUCCUCCAAGGCAAGCCAGACUGCCAUCAAUGCUGUCAGCGACAUUUUGGGUGCUAUGGGAACCUCUCUCAUGGCAAGCAACACACCAUUUGUUCCUGAUGUGGCUGGACUCCAGCCUGACCUAGAUGAUGUAGCAUCUUACUCAACUGAAGCUUUUGAGGCAUAUCCAGGGAUCUGGAUGUCAUCCCAGAAGAUAAAAUAUAUUGCCUCCGGCCUCAUGGACACUGUCUGUGAUGACAUACUGGAUGAGGAUGGUUUCCUCAGACGGAGCGCUGGUGCAAUAUCCUCACAGGAAGACCUUGAUCUUCAGAAGGUCAUUACUUCAAAACCAGCAUCCCCAGUCAAUUGCAUGCCUGUCAAAAGAUGCCUGUCAAUGUCCUACCUUGAUGCUUUGAAGAAUCCUGAAGACACUGAAAAUGCUACUCACCUCAGUAGAAGCCUUGACUCUCUCGCCGUAAUUGAUAUGCCUACUUCAACCUCAAAGGAAGUUUCAUACGGCACAGAAUUGAAACUGUCACAGUUGCAAAAGGAUGUCUCUGCAUCAUCCUCACUUUAUGCCAUGAGCAACUGUUGGAGCUCAUUGGAGUUUACCUCCAGUGGAUCUGAUAUCCCUAUCGACGAAGAGGCCCAAAGGAUUUCCUACACAGACGAAGAAGACAGUCUGUCCAAAUCCCUCCUGACCUCUUCCAAAUCAGUCUUCAAUGUCUCUGGCCUCGUCCCUACUCCUCCAGAGGGAAAGCCAAAGGUGAGGCUGCCAUGGCGCCCAGUGCUUCGCCGUAGAAAGGUUCCAGAGCAGCCCCCCAACAAGAUGCACAUUUACACAGUUCACAGGGAUGCUUUUCAUUUCCCAACUGAGACCAUGCAAUCGACCAGUCCAUCAUCACCCGAGGGAGACUUCUCAACUCCAGAGUCCCAGAGGCCAAGAGCGGUGGACAGCUCAGACAAGGAGUCUAUCUUUAAUAUAGACUCAUCCAAAAGACUUGUCGCAGAGAUAAUGCUGUCUGUUCGGGAGGACGUUGUUGAGGCAAAGCAGAGCGAAUUGGCCGCAAAUCUGGCUGCGCUGUCAAUUGACAAUGAGAUGCUCAACCCUUUGGCUCAGAGUGGGACACCCCGCACCGAUUCCUGAACUGCCUCCAACACCACUCCUCACAGAGAGUGAUAACUGAAGAAAGAUUCACAUGUUUACUUGGACAUACAUGAUAGAAGCAUUUGCUUACAUUAUUUUGAAUCACAUUAAGCUAUUAAAGAAUGCAUUUAUUUUCUAAAAAAGACAAAAGCAUUUAUUUACACUGUGUAGUUUUUCUUAGAUGUUAGUGUUAAGUUAGGAAUAUUAAAUUGAAAGUUAGGAGAGAGUAAUUAUAUAUCUUUUCACUGAAUGGUGACAUUGUUGAAACAGUCUCACAAUUUGACAAUAAAAUAUUAAUACACUUUUUUUAAAACAAUUUUACAAUUUAUGGUUCUAAAGGGAGGAGAGGACAAAGCUGGAUGAAUUUAGGAGUCACAAGCGCCCCAGUAAUCCUUAUUAACUUUACAUUCCUGACAUUUUUCCUGCCUGUAAGCAGUCUCUCUUGACAGCAUUGUAUGACCUAUUGUUCUGUUGACACAGAAACGCUUCACUAAUCAGUACAACUUACUCUGCAUUCCAGUUAUUAUACCUCAGAUUGUUGAAUUUAUGCAUCAAGAGUGUUGAAGUAUUUUAUUAACUGUUUAUUCUGGCAAGAUUUGAUCAUUAUUGC
Molecule: messenger RNA, 5346 nt
Organism: Oncorhynchus kisutch (coho salmon)
Lineage: Eukaryota; Metazoa; Chordata; Actinopteri; Salmoniformes; Salmonidae
Exons: 10
Coding region: 144-4736 (1530 amino acids)
Source: RefSeq, a predicted model, not a curated record